AUGGUCGGCGCGCGAGGCAUCGAGGACGUCAUCGCGACGCGUUCGGCGCCGACGACGGGCCGACGAGGGCGCGCGAGGGCGCGCGCGACGGUGCGAACGCGCGCGAGGUUCGAUAUUCUGAAACCGCUUCGCGCGGGACCGCGGUUCGCGGCGGAACAGUCGGUGGAUCCGCGCGUGUACCGCGGCGCCUACGCAGACUGGACGGUGGACGCCGCGGACCGCGCGGAGGUGUUCGCGUAUCGAGGGUCGUUGAGCGCGAUGUCGCUCGGCGCCGCGCUCACCGCGGGGUUGUGUCACGCCGGGGAUUACGUGGACGCGGAAAAAGCGUACUUCUUGGGCGGAUUGGGGCUGGGGGGGGCGCUGCUGAUGGUGCACAUGUACGUCGGCGAGAUUCGCGCGGCGAUGCGCGCGCUCUGGUCGGUGGGGUUUUUGGGAAGCGCGGCGAUCGCGAUGAGCGCGCAGGAGCCGCUGCCGGUGUACGUCUGGGAACAUCCGAUGAGCGUUUUGCUCGUCGGUCCGAUGUUCGCCGCGUUGACAGGGCUGGCGUUUAAGGAGGGGAUGUGUUACGGUAAGCCGGAGGCGGCGCUUUUAUUCUUCGCCGUGCCGGCGAUGUGUUUGAGUCAUCUUUUCGGCGCGAGCGCAGACGUGUGCGGGGUGGAGGCGAACGUCGUGCUCGCACUUCUAGUCGUUCUUGCGUUGCGCAAGUAUUCGCAGCCGAUCAAGGACGAUAUCGGGGAUAAAUCAAUCUUCAUGUUUCAAGCGCUCGAGGAGGGGUCCGACGAACAACUCGAGUUUCUCAAACGCGCGCGCGAAAACGGUUUCGACGUGUGA
Messenger RNA from Ostreococcus lucimarinus CCE9901, 831 nucleotides. RefSeq lists its product with no specific name. Lineage: Eukaryota; Viridiplantae; Chlorophyta; Mamiellophyceae; Mamiellales; Bathycoccaceae. The transcript has a single exon. The record is from RefSeq and is a predicted model, not a curated record. Gene Ontology annotation, cellular component: chloroplast. Bases 1 to 831 code for a protein of 276 amino acids.